Colletotrichum karsti is the source of this 2445-nucleotide messenger RNA. Its product is annotated as alpha- sarcomeric (f-actin cross linking protein). Gene Ontology annotation, cellular component: cell projection; actin filament bundle; actomyosin contractile ring. The record is from RefSeq and is a predicted model, not a curated record. NCBI's taxonomy places the organism in Eukaryota, Fungi, Ascomycota, Sordariomycetes, Glomerellales, Glomerellaceae. Gene Ontology annotation, molecular function: calcium ion binding; actin lateral binding. The transcript has 4 exons. The coding region runs from base 1 to 2445 and encodes 814 amino acids. Gene Ontology annotation, biological process: actin cytoskeleton organization; actin filament bundle assembly.
AUGACGUCCACCGCGGAUGGCGCUCAGGGGCCGCGCCCACUGUCAGGCUCAAGUCUGCCUGGCAACGUCCAGUGCAACGAGGAAUUCCCCGAGUUUUGUUUACACGACCACUCGGCUGGCAACCAGUCCACCGCCGGAAGCCACACUUCUACAUCUUCUCCAGCCUCCACCACCCCGACCACACCGACCAACACCGAGCAUUCGCAUUCGUCCCCAGACAAGUCCUCCCCCAUAUCGCGUGUCCGCACACACAGCACCGCCAGCAGCUCCCCGAGCCCGCGAACCAGACGAGACAAAAAGGAGUUGCACGCACAGCGGCUGCAGAGAUCGGGCAGCAGCAGUGUCGCCUUAGCACGCAAGGAGAGCACCUCAAAGAAGAACCGAUUCCGAUCUGCCACCGGAUCCUCGCCCGCCGACGCUCUCGCCGCCGUUGAGCCGCCGCAUGACCAGGGCUUGACGAGGAUGGCGUUUGCUGAACAGCAGAAAUGGAUCACGGUCCAGCAGAAGACCUUUACCAAAUGGCUGAACACCAAGUUGGAGGCUCGUUCACUCGAAGUCAAGGAUCUCGUGCUUGAUCUAAGCGAUGGUGUUAUCCUCAUCCACCUGUUAGAAUGCCUCUCCAACGACACCCUCGGACGCUACGCGGCCAAGCCGAAGCUUCGCGUGCAACGAUUCGAAAAUGUCAACACCGGUCUGGACUUCAUUAAGUCCAGGGGCAUCCAGAUGACCAACAUUGGUGCCGAAGAUGUCGUUGACGGGAACCGGAAGAUCAUUCUCGGUCUGAUUUGGACGCUCAUUCUUCGAUUUACGAUCAGUGAUAUCAACGAGGAGGGUAUGACAGCCAAGGAGGGUCUUCUGCUGUGGUGUCAAAGAAAGACGGCGUGCUACGAUGAGGUGGAGGUUCGUGACUUCAGCGGCAGCUGGAACGACGGUCUCGCCUUUUGUGCCCUGCUCGACAUCCACAGGCCAGAUUUGAUUGACUACGACGCAUUGGACAAGUCAGACCACCGUGGGAACAUGCAGAUGGCUUUCGAUAUUGCGCACAAGGAGAUCGGUAUUCCUAAGCUGUUGGAUGUCGAGGACGUGUGCGAUGUCGCCAAGCCUGAUGAGAGGUCGCUCAUGACGUAUAUCGCGUACUGGUUCCACGCCUUCUCUCAGAUGGAGAAGGUCGAAAAUGCAGGACGUCGCGUGGAGAAGUUCGUGAACAACAUGGCUGGUGCUUGGGAGAUGCAGAGCGCGUACGAGAGGCGGAUGAGGGAGUUGCUGAGGCAGAUCAGAGAGCAGGGUGAGAAGUGGCAGCAGGCGACGUUCCAAGGGACUUACGCCGACGCCAAGGCUCAAGCCAACGAGUUUGCCGCGUUCAAGAGGGGGAAGAAGAGGGACUGGGUCGCGGAGAAGAGUGAGCUCGCGACUUUGUUGGGCAAUAUCAAGACGAAAUUGGGCACAUACAGGCUGCGGCCGUAUGACCCUCCACCAGAGUUGUCGCUGGAGACGAUGGAGAAGGAGUGGACCGGCUUGGCGCAGACGGAAAUGAAGAGAGCGCAGCUGAUCAACGAGACCAUCAGAGACAUCAAGAACGCGCUCCGCAAAUCCUUCGCCGACAAGGCCAACGACUUCGCCAUGGCGCUGAACACGAUGCAACUGGCGAUCUCGGGCCUGGACGGCGAUGUCGAGGACCAACUCCACCACGUUCGCAAGCUCAGUGAUAACCUUCCUCCUCUAGACAAGUACCUUGAGACAAUCGCCGCCGUGGACGCCAAGUGCCAAGAGGCCAACAUCGAGGAGAACGACUUCACAACCUACACUUACGACGAACUGGUCUACGAACAUGGGCUGGUCAAGUCAUCAGUGCAGAAGAAGCUCGCUUUCCUCGACAACCAGAUGGUAGCUCGCAACAUGACAAACCUUACCCCCAUCCAACUGGAGGAGUUCGAGUCCGUCUUCCGCCACUUCGACCGCGAUGACACCAACUCCCUGCAGGAACUCGAAUUCAGCGCCGCUCUCGCCUCCCUCGGCCUCGUCUUCUCCGAGGACGAGAUGCACGACUACUUUAUGGACACCUCAAAGGGCCGCGACCACGUCACCUUUGAACAGUUCAUCCGCUUCAUGGUCGACGUCACCGAGGACCAGAACACCGCCGAGCAGGUCUUCCAGUCCUUCCGCGAGGUCGCGGACGGCAAGCCCUACGUCACGGAGAUGGACCUGCGCCACUCCCUCGUGCCGGACGAGGUCAUUGAUAAGCUCAUUGAAAUCAUCCCCGCGCACAACGGACCCGACACCUCGGAGGACCGCGGCAUGCCCCAGUACGACUACAUCGCCUUCAUGGAGAAGCUCAUCAGCGACGAGAAGGAGGCCGGCACCGUGCCCAGCGGCGUGCUCCAGGAGCGCACGAACCGCGCGAGCGCUGUGCCGCCCAAGGACUCCAAGUUGAAUGGUAACCACUAG